This is a messenger RNA of Necator americanus (New World hookworm), 1869 nucleotides long. RefSeq lists its product as uncharacterized. The transcript has 16 exons. The coding region runs from base 1 to 1869 and encodes 622 amino acids. The record is from RefSeq and is a predicted model, not a curated record. Lineage: Eukaryota; Metazoa; Nematoda; Chromadorea; Rhabditida; Ancylostomatidae. Gene Ontology annotation, molecular function: protein serine/threonine phosphatase activity. Gene Ontology annotation, cellular component: cytoplasm; nucleus.
AUGGUCGGUGCAAGGAUAUUGCUCAACCUAGCCUUGUUCUACCGUUUCAAGACCACUGACACAGCCCUAGUAACUUGUUUCAGCAACGAUGCGAGAACACAAAAAGACUCAUGCAGUGGGGAACGCUGCUACAAGAACAAUACACACAAUGGUUGCACGGACAUCGCCUCAUGUACUUAUCUCGAAAACGCAGUAGACUGCAAAAGGCACGAUUUCCCUUGUUGUUGCCAGCUGAAUUGGUGUAACGAACUGGAAUCCAAGAAUUCAGUGGAAGAAGGUUCUAUGCUGAGAUUCUGGCCGCACAUUGUGCUUUUGCUUUUGGCUAGUACAGCUUCUAUAGCGUUCAUGAUGUUUUUUGUGUUCCAACGAAGAUUUAAGAAAAGGGAACGAAAAGGUCGAACAAAAUUUCUCCUCGAGUUGUCCAAAUCGCAACGCCCGAUUCCGGAUAAUACCGACACGUCGUCUCGAGCUCGACGUAAUUCCUCACCGAAGAAGCGCAAAAAACAGUCGACUCGAUACGGCGAUCCUGAUUGCCCCUCAGAGCCGUUGCCAGAUAUGGAUGACGUCAUUGACCAGAUAGAUCUAACGGAUAUGAAAGUAGAAGCCGUUAUAAAUUCCGAUGUCAGAGAGAAAAUAGCACAGUGUUUACGAAAUGGGCCUCGUCCACUGAAGGCGCAACGAAUCUUCGAGAAUCCACCAAGGAUUGUAAAGGUUGUUACAUACGGGACGUCUGAACAUAUCACUUUGUUGGAGUCGCCGGAGCCAAUCAAUGCUUCGAAGACACAGUUUACUUCUGGCCAGCAUGCCGCAGAAGAUAUGCUCACACAGCUCCUUGACAAUGGGCCACGAGAAUUCCAUUUUGACCGACUCCAGCUUCAAGAAGUAUUACGUUUAGGUGCUGAAAUAUUCCUCGCUGAGGACACGCUAUUAGAGGUGCCUCUUCCAUGCACUGUGUAUGGAGAUACUCACGGACAGUACUCGGACCUUUUACGAUGGUUCAAUUUGAACGGAUGGCCACAUGAAACAAGAAGUGUUUUUCUUGGAGAUUUUGUCGAUCGCGGCUCACAUGGCGUUGAGCUCUUCACUCUGAUCACAUGUCUCAAGAUUUGCUUCCCUGACAACAUUUUUGUGAUACGAGGUAAUCAUGAGGAAGAAAGUCUAAAUCAGAUAUACUCAUUUGUCAAUGAGGUGCAUUUUAAAUUCGAUGGUAAGACACACAGUAUAGGAGAAGGGGACGGAACAAUGUACAAGUAUUUCAAGAAUGUUUUCGUUAAUUUACCUCUCGCAUGUUUGAUCGGUGGAGAUAUUCUCGCUAUGCACGGUGGCAUCAGUCCAUUGCUGAGAAGUUUAAAGGACAUACAGCUCAUAGAACGACCUAUUGAAGAAUUCGUCAAAGGGACGUUGGCAUGUGAUUUAGUAUGGUCGGAUCCGGAUACAUUUAAUUAUGUGGAAAAAUACGAACCAAAUUACGAAAGAGAGUCAACAGUAGGCAUUGGUCAGCUUUUUUCGAAGUCUGCUGUUAAAGAGACUUGCAAACGCUUGGGAAUAAAAAUGAUCAUACGAGGGCAUCAGGCUCCACUGCACGGUUACGCAAGCUGGGCCGGUGGUCGCCUAAUAACCCUUUUUUCUGCUCCAGCAUACAAAGGAAGUUCGGAAGACACUGUAAACAUGGGAGCAUGCAUCGAAGCUCCAGUGAGUGGUAGAUUGAUUAUUAAGCAGCUUAAAGUAUCCGAAGCAGUUCGCAAAAAACGGGAACUCGACACAUAUAGCCGAGAACAGGUUCAAGCACACGCAAUAGGAGGCUCGCAGAGCGAAUUCGCUGACAUUUUACCAGUUUCACAUGCAAGCAAUCUAGCAAUUGACAAAUAA